UUUCCCCUCCUUCCCUUUUCCUUGCCUGUGUUCGAACUCGAGCACGUUUCUGACUCACGAUGGAAACUGCUAAAACGUAUGGAUCAUCUGGUUUCGAUGAAGAUAAGAUAAAAAUUCCGGCUUGCGUUCACGCCGUCAGGCCGCUCGACGACGGCAUGGGGAGGACACCGACCCAGCUCGAGCAAGUGAUCUCAGCAUAUGAUCGCCUAAUAGAUACCGCUGUGGCUCAGCUUCGCUCACUGGAAAACAUCGACACCUCAGCCCCAGCAUCGGAAACUCCAAGGGAGACGACGACAAGCGCAGCGAUGCAGGGGCGGCGGAGCCCACUGAAAUCGUCUCUAAAAUCAGGAACGGCUUCGCUUGGCGAGAAGUUUGACUUUAAGUGGCCGAGCGACUUGAAGUAUCCGCUGAGCAUCGCCAUAAAAGUCAGUUCGGAGCACAUACCCGUUACACCGUGGCUUUUCCGCCGAAUUUUCGGUCCUGCCGUUCACGUUCGCCUCCAUAAACACUCAUCAUACGGAGAAUCUCUCCCGGCUCUGAUAAAUGACAACAGGCGACUCCACCAAGCGGCAGAGCUCAAAUUGAUCUUCACUGUGAUCGUCUAUGGAAGCGGAAAGCUCGAGUUUAUAGCUGAUCCUCUCCGACAAGGAAUUAUCCGAGAUGAGCAUAAUCUGCAACGGUAUCUGAUCCGACUGCUGAAAAUAUUCUCACCCAUGGAUCCGGUGGAAGACGCGUCGUCGGAAAAUUACGUCGACAUCGUGGGACGCGGUCUCCUUCAGAAACAAGCGCCUACCGCUGUUAAAAAGGUCCUGAGCUCCCUGGACGGGGAAAUCAGGAGCAGAAAUCUCCUCGUUCGAUCAGACAAGCCAACUAUUGCAGAUUUCAGUCUCUUGGCGGCUAGCUACGGACAUGAUGUACAGAGCUUCCCGGCCAUCAAGACUUUCAGAAACAAUCUCGAAUCCUACUUCGGUUUUAGAAUCGACGAAAAACUAUGGUUCAAAGCUGAAUGUUGAUAGCAACGAUCGAUGGCACCAAUAUCUUACUCCGAGCCGAGCCCCCGUGCAUCGGAGGGUAGGGUAGAUUUCUUGUAAUAAAAAGGUACACACC
Galendromus occidentalis (western predatory mite) is the source of this 1107-nucleotide messenger RNA. RefSeq lists its product as uncharacterized. NCBI's taxonomy places the organism in Eukaryota, Metazoa, Arthropoda, Arachnida, Mesostigmata, Phytoseiidae. The coding region runs from base 60 to 1013 and encodes 317 amino acids. The record is from RefSeq and is a predicted model, not a curated record. The transcript is spliced from 2 exons.